AUGUACAGAGUGCUGACAUUUCAUUUCAAUGUUGGUCAUUGAGUAUCGCGGUAAUGGUUUAUUAAACUCUGUUAUUGACAACUUACCGUUUGAAUUACAUCUACCAUUUUAUCAGUACUGUGGUCCUGGUACAAAAUUGAAAAAACGACUAGCGAGAGGUGAUACAGGUAUCAACGAGUUGGACAAAGCCUGUAAACGACACGACAUUGCCUACGAGGAAAAUAAAUCGCUGCAGGAUAGACACAAGGCAGACUUUGUUUUGGAAAACGAGGCGUGGAACCGUGUAAAAUCCAAGAACGCUAAUUUGGGUGAAAAAGCAGCCGCGUGGCUUGUAACAACGGGAAUGAAGAUAAAAAGGAAGCUCGGAAUGGGUCAUCGCACACAACACCAAUCAAAAAUUUCAUUCAAGAAAGACAUUGUCGACAAAAUCGAUAAAAAGAUUUUAAAAUCGGUCGACAUAAAACCAGGUAGCAAGUCACUACGAAAAAUCGCUGCAGCGGCAAUAAAAAUAGCCAAAGUCAACACUAAACGAAUUGGGGGUCGAAAAAACGUGAAGAUACCUAGAACAAUUCCGUUUAGUUCGAAACAAGGAGGAAUUCUGCCAUUACUGCCAAUUCUCGCUGGUUUAUCAAGUCUUGGAGCAUUAAUGGGUGGUGCUGCCGGUGUGGCAAAAACAAUAGUCGACGCGAAAAAUGCAAAGAAGAAUCUAGAUGAACAGAAACGACACAAUCAACGCAUGGAGCAAAUAGGAAAAAAGGGUAGUGGAUUGUACUUACGAAAAAACCCAAAAGGAGGUGUUUUUAUGCGUGACGCUCUACCUUUGUAUCCUAAGAAAAACGAAAGUGCCGUCGUGAACCUGGACGAUUCAACAAAUUUCGGAACUCACUGUAUUUGUUACGCAAAGAGAGGAAAUCAAGUCAAGUAUUAUGAUAGUUUUGGGGAUUUACGACCGGCGUUGGAGAUAAUUCAAUACAUGGGAAAAAAUUGUCAAAUUUAUUACAAGUUGGAUCCCGAAGUACAGUACGGGCUCGCCUUAAUUGGAUUUCAUUCGUACAACAGUAUUCCGAAUAUUGAUUCAAAUUGUAAUACGUUUAACUACCGGAACAUAGCCAAUCGUAUCGGAUAUAUAGAAAUCCCCGAGGGUGCAUAUGAAAUAAGUGAUAUUGAAAAAUAUUUACGAAAGAGAAUUAUUCAAGAUUCCAUUGAAGAUGAGUUAGCGGAAGGAAAGAUUUUAUCGAUAAAACCUAACCAUAACACCCUCAAGUGCGAAAUAUAUAGCGAAACACUUGCAAUUGACUUGCACACCGUCUUCUGUUGGGAAAUUGUUGGGUUUUUCGGCAAAACUUCUAGAAACAGGAACACUUUACGAAUCUGA
Messenger RNA from Aethina tumida (small hive beetle), 1375 nucleotides. RefSeq lists its product as uncharacterized. Gene Ontology annotation, biological process: phospholipid metabolic process; arachidonate secretion. The record is from RefSeq and is a predicted model, not a curated record. Lineage: Eukaryota; Metazoa; Arthropoda; Insecta; Coleoptera; Nitidulidae. Gene Ontology annotation, molecular function: A2-type glycerophospholipase activity; structural molecule activity. Bases 29 to 1375 code for a protein of 448 amino acids. The transcript is spliced from 3 exons.